GAGGGGACGAUAGAGCCUAGAUGGCGCUGUCGGCAUGUCAUGACUUGUACCGGAAGUUCAAACCGCAUUUGCUAAUGACACUAGCUCAGAUAGGUUACACCUUCCUGUACUUCAUAACUGAAGCUUCGUUCAACCACGGGAUGAACCCUCACGUUUACAUAACCUAUCGGCAUAUUGUGGCCGGCCUCGUUAUGCUCCCAUUCGCCUAUUUUCUGGAAAGAAAAAUACGGCCACAGCUAACGUUGUCCCUUUUUAUGGAGAUCUUCAUCCUGUCCCUCUUGGGAGUCGGACUGACGCUGAACAUGUACUAUGCGAGCCUGAGAUACACAUCCCCGACGUUUCUUGCGUCGAUGGUGAACACCAUAGCUUCCUUGACUUUUGUCAUUGCCAUUGUACUCAGGUUGGAGGUUCUCGACCUCGGAAACCCUCGAGGGAUGGCAAAAGCCCUCGGGACAUUAGUCUCCUUGGCGGGCGUGACGACGAUGACAUUGUACAAAGGCCCGAUCGUGAGGAACUUGGGGCACCCUCUGAUCCAUAUUGGAGGCAACACCACUGUCCGGGAAGACUGGUUGAAGGGUUCGAUCCUCACUGUUGCGAGCUGCAUCACAUGGUCGAUAUGGUACAUCAUGCAGGCGUACACGUUGAAGAGAUACCCAGCAAAGCUUUCCUUGACUACAUGGAUGAGCUUUGUUGGCGGAGCGCAAUCAGCAAUCUUCACUGUGAUCGUUGAGCAUAAACAAGCUGCUUGGACGAUCGGGUUCAACAUAGAUUUUUGGUCCUCCUUGUAUGGUGGAGUGGUUUGCUCGGGUUUAAUUUUCUUCAUUCUACUGUGGUGCACCGAAGAAAAGGGACCAGUGUUUGUCACCAUGUUCAACCCGCUCUUGACAAUUUUAGUCGCCGUCCUAGCAUAUUUCGUCCUCGGCGAGAAGCUCUACAUGGGCAGCAUAAUCGGGGCAGUCAUUGUCAUUAUCGGUCUGUACUUGCUGCUGUGGGGGAAGGAAGAAGAUCAAAUUGCUCGAGUCAAGUCGGAGGGGCAAUCGUACUUGACUUCUGAAGGACGAGACGCGGAAAAGCUUCAAGUUGUCACACCGAGCUUAAGAGAACUAUCGAAAGCCGGACCUUAGGAAUUAAAUGCGGACUCAGACGUUACAACAGAGUCAAGAGUCCUAAUUGAUUUGCUGUUUUUGCCUUGAAACUUCCAAAGAAGACACUAUAAGAAGACUCAGAAUCUCGAAUGAGCAAAGAAUCUAUUCCUCAGAUAUUCCACUCUUCCUCGCCACACCAACUAUACAUAAUCUUGGCAUGAAACUCUUCCAAGAAUCAAACGAAAACAAAAGGUAGACCACAUGCAUGUACCAUGAAAUUUUCUGGGGAGAUUCGCAUCUGAUUGUCUCAAGGAAAUGGUAUAGCUCGAGCAACAUUAGAAGAACUUCUCAGGGCAUCUAA
Rhodamnia argentea is the source of this 1446-nucleotide messenger RNA. Its product is annotated as WAT1-related protein At5g07050-like. The coding region runs from base 21 to 1124 and encodes 367 amino acids. The record is from RefSeq and is a predicted model, not a curated record. The transcript has 7 exons. Gene Ontology annotation, cellular component: plasma membrane. NCBI's taxonomy places the organism in Eukaryota, Viridiplantae, Streptophyta, Magnoliopsida, Myrtales, Myrtaceae. Gene Ontology annotation, molecular function: transmembrane transporter activity.